AUGUCAAUAAUCUUUUCCACAUUACCAACCACAAGGGUGAAAGAGUUGAAUGAAUUGGUUGUUGGAAGAUUGUCCCAACCUGCUGUACUCCUCACUGCAAUAUUUCAUUAUCUUGCAAGAUCAAUUGAUCAUGUCUGUGCGGUUGAUGGUAUUCCUAGGCAUGAUGGUACAAGUUGUUUUAAUGAGAAAUGGGAUGCAGGUUUUGUGUUGGCUUUAGAAGGGCUUUGUUUUCCUGAUCAAAGAGGUCUUGGAGUAUCAGGAUUCAAUAAUCAAUUUCAAAUCAUUUCGGCAAUUAAUCAAGUUAUUGGUGCCAGGCUGACUUGA
Messenger RNA from Melampsora larici-populina 98AG31, 324 nucleotides. RefSeq lists its product as uncharacterized. Bases 1 to 324 code for a protein of 107 amino acids. Lineage: Eukaryota; Fungi; Basidiomycota; Pucciniomycetes; Pucciniales; Melampsoraceae. The transcript is spliced from 4 exons. The record is from RefSeq and is a predicted model, not a curated record.